AAAAAAUACUAUUUGUGUCUUGAUAUUGCACCAUGUAAACGUAGCGUAAUUUCAAUAUGAUAACAAAGCUGACAAUUAUACGCAGAAUGCCGCCGACAAACUUCAAUAGAUAAAGAAAAAUAUGUUACCGUUAUUUUGACAAUUAAAUUUUAAUCAAUCAAAUAAUGACAAAAGAAUAAUGAAAAAAAAUAAAUUAUUCAAGUGCGACAGUCAAGCGACCUAUUGUUCUGAGGUGGAAGAUAUGGCAGAAGAUACCCAUUGUGGACUUCGUCGUUCUCAGCGUUUGUUAGAGAAACGUAAACGAAUCGAAUCAUAUGCCUUUCAAAAGAAACCGGAUGAACAAAACUCAUGCAUUACACCUCAGUCAAAUAUUUUUGAGGCAAAAGAAUGCACCACAAAAUGUAAAACCUUGCCAGAAACACAAGCAUUAUUUUCCCCGACCGAUAUAAGAGAAGACGAAGAAGGAAUUGCGCUAGUGAAUCUAAAGCAAAGUUUUACAACAAAUAUUAAUGUUUGCGAAACAUAUAGAAAAAACCCAAAUUUUAAAAGGAAAAGGAAAUUCCGCUUUACGCUUAAAAAAAGUAGAAGGCGUCGUAUAAAGAGUACAAAUCCUGCAUUGACGCCAUCCAAUAACUAUGAAGCAUCGAAAACUAGCCAAAAAGAACAGCAAAAGGCUAUAACAGAUCAAGGAGUUCAAAACUCUUGGGACCUAUCAAAAAUCAAAUCGGAACACACUUUAAAUCAACAAAAUUGCAGUUAUUCCAAAGAAAAACUAUCUGUUAUUACUCAAAGCUGUAAUGAAGGUAGUUUUUGUCAGAGAUCUGCAGGAAUUGACGAUAAAAUACAGAAAUAUAGCAAAACUGAAGAAGAAAUUGUAACAAAUAUUCUAUCAUACGACCAUGCAAAAUGUUACGCAAUUAAGACAAAAGAUAGCGAGACCCAUACUAAUGCAACUACUCAAAAUUCUACACAGAAAGAUAAUCGAAAAAGAGGUGGGAAAAGGAAUUUGGAAGAAGAUAUAUUAACAGAUUUAUUAACACAUAAAUCUGAAGCGUGCUUGAUUGAAACAUCGCCUGCCAAAGAAAAUAAUAAGAAUCAUGUAAAUGCAUACCGACGACAGAGCACAUUUAUUAAGAAAGAAAAAUCGGCGAAAAUGUCGAAUUUAUCCGGUGAAAAUUCCAAUCAAAAUGCAAGGACCUGUUCUUUACCUUCGGCAACAGAAAGUCAAACAACAUCAAACCUUGGUAUUAAGAGAAAGAAACGGGAGCCAUCAGUAAUAUCUAAUAGGAAUAAAAAUACCUCUAAACACGCAAUUAAGAAUUCCAAUAUCAAAAAAGAUCGGUCUUCUAUAAUACAAAAAAGGGAAUCUAUGUUGCCGAAUAUAUAUCAGCCAUUUUUCCAAUAUCAUUUACCUUCAGAUGUUCUAUACAAUCAGCAAAACCGAUUUUUUCCAAAAACAUCAAUGCUGCCCGAUAUUUAUCCACCCCAUUUUAAAUAUCAACUUCCCCCAGAUGCAGUACUAAACAAGCCUCUAAUAAUUCCCCAACCUAACAUAAUUACACCAGAUGAAACGCAAUCAAUGGAUUUAAAAGAUUCAUCAACAUCAUCAUCACCAUCUCUGACUGAAUCGUUGCGUUGCGUUUUUAACACGAAAGAUUUGAGACAUGUUUUGGAAAUAGAAAAAAUUAAAUAUCGCUUGUACGACUAUCAUCUAGACGCCCUGGCGAUAGUUUUAAACUUACAAGUAAAUUAUUUACGUGACUUAGUGGAAAGAAUACUUCAGAUGAAUCCAAAUGUUUUGCGAAAACUUAGCUCGUCCUUGAAUAAGCCAUUUGUACCGGACCAUGAUUUAUUCGAAAGGGAUACACCAACGUCCAAUUUUUCUUCAGACAAUGAAGUUAUACCGAGUAGUCAGAAAGAAGAUUCGGUUAAAAAAUAAAUAAUUAAUUUUAGACGUAAUAACGAAAUAAAAGAUAUAUGCAUGGUUCUAUGGUACAAUAAAGACAAGGUACCAUAAGUUAGGGAAAGUUGUAAAGUAAAGAGACCUACCUUUAUGGACUGUAUUGUCAGAAGUAUUAAAUAAACAAAACAACAUAUUACAAUGAUUUUGAAAAAAAAAAAAAAACAAAAAUAUCGAAAGCUGAAGAAUGUUUAAGAUCUUUAAUUCGUCAAAUGGUAUAAGAGCUAUAAAAAUAGCUUCACUAAUUUUUAUAUCCUACACCACA
Musca domestica (house fly) is the source of this 2225-nucleotide messenger RNA. RefSeq lists its product as uncharacterized. The coding region runs from base 179 to 1939 and encodes 586 amino acids. NCBI's taxonomy places the organism in Eukaryota, Metazoa, Arthropoda, Insecta, Diptera, Muscidae. The record is from RefSeq and is a predicted model, not a curated record. The transcript has 4 exons.